Gordionus sp. m RMFG-2023 is the source of this 861-nucleotide messenger RNA. Its product is annotated as small ribosomal subunit protein mS26-like. The record is from RefSeq and is a predicted model, not a curated record. The transcript is spliced from 5 exons. NCBI's taxonomy places the organism in Eukaryota, Metazoa, Nematomorpha, Gordioida, Chordodea, Parachordodidae. The coding region runs from base 26 to 628 and encodes 200 amino acids. Gene Ontology annotation, cellular component: mitochondrial small ribosomal subunit.
UCUUAUUUUAGCCAAACCUCAAGUGAUGCUUAGUUUUUUCAAAUGUCUAAAUUUUAAAAAUGAAAUUAAUCAUCAAAAACGUUUCAUAGCGAGAAAGGUUAGAAAGGUUGGCAAGACAAAAUUAUUUCGUGUUAACAUGCCUCCCCAAUAUACAGACAAAGAAAAUAAAAUGAUAUGGAAUAAUAUAUUUGAAUAUAGAACUCAAGUCAAAUCAAUUAGAAAUUACUUUGAAAUGAUAGAAAAUGACAAAAAAUUAAGAGGAGGCAAAGAUGACAUGGAAAGACAAAUCAGGGAAACAGAAAUUACCAGAUUAAUUUGUGAAAAUGACAAAGAGAAUGAAAGGAUCAGUAAAUUAAGAGAACAAAAAAUGUUAGAAGAAUGGAUGGAAAAACAGGAACAAGAAAUUCAAACAUUCUUAGAAGAGAAAGAUAAAACCCUGAUUAGGCUGGAAAAUGCUGAUAGGAAAAUUGAAGAAUUACAAGCUAAAAGCGUUAAUUUCGUGACAAACAUGGAAGAUCUCGACAAACUCAUAGAAAAAUCGCUUUCAAAUAUCGUAGAUCAUAAUUUUGCCUUAACGCCAGACGGAGAAAAAAUCAUGGGAGAUAUACCAUCCAAAUUGAAUUACUGAAAAAAAAUUAUAAAUUUUUUAAAAAAUAAUUAUUAUUUUUAGAAAAUUGUGUAUUUAUAUAAAUAUCUAUUUUCUAUUGUAGAAAGACGUGUGCUAAAAAUGUGAUCCCGAAGUUGUUAUUUAUAAUUUUAUUCGUAACAAUAAUACAUGACAGGUAAUCAAAAGUACAUAGAAGUAUAUCACUGUAUCAAACAUAUAAUACAUCAUCAAAAUGUUCAUGUCACGAAAUCAAA